CACCGGCGCAGAGAACUUGAACAUAGUAGUGUCCGACAGCGUUUUUUCUUUCCUGUAUGAGGUCACUGUAUAGUUCUCUAUAUAGUGAAGUAGAGAAUAGUGAGAGAGUGGGUGAUUAGAGCGAACGCACCUCCGGUUACAGUGGUAGUCAUCACGUGAUCUCGCGACCCGGAACACCAAGGCACCGGGACGUCGUGGGGACAGACAUUGUAAACAACUACGCUCGCUGCAUCUACACGCGCUUUGUGUCGGAUCUGCUGGGUGUGUAACCAAAGUGCCAGGGUCACAUGUCGGAUGACCCAUGAGACUACUGGAGGAGAAGCUGAGAUGAAAUUGUGUGUGCAGGAGGAGACCUUCCAUCACUGCUGUCAGCUCCUCCUACAGCAGUCAGAGCAGCUGAGAGAUGGCUGGAGCUGGGAGUCAGUCCAGGGUUCAAAGGUGGGCUACUUAAGGAAGACUGCUCUCAGGUCCGUUGACAUCAAUUCGAUUCCUGUAUGGGACCAAGUAGGAUCCAGUUCAGACUCAGGGUCACAAACCUUCUGUCAUCAACAGCAACAGGAAAAGGUACAGUCUGCUGUUGUUACCUCAUGUGAUGCUGACAGCAUCGAAGAAGACAUAGCUGAUGAUGAUGAUGAUGAUGAUGAUGGUGGGGUCUGUACAGUGUCUGAAGACAGCAGCAAGGUGCUUCAGUACGAGUAUCACAUCCUAUACUCCUGCAGCUACAGUACACCUGUGCUCUAUUUCAGAGCCUUCACUCUGGACGGGAGGAGUCUCUCAUUGGAGGAGGUGUGGAGCUCCGUUCAUCCAAACUUUAGAAUUCGACUUCAAAACAGUCCUCUCGAUACAAUUACUCAACAGGAGCAUCCACUGCUGGGUCAGCCUUUCUUUAUGCUCCACCCCUGUAAAACAGAGGAGUUCAUGAAGCCUGUCCUGCAGCUGGCUCAGGACCAACACCGGCCGGUGAACUAUGUGUUGACAUGGCUCAGUGUGGUAGGUCCUCUGGUUGGUCUGGAUGUCCCUCUGAUGUACUUCACCCUGCUCUCACCCAGCCCAGCCUCACUGAGCAAUACCAAGCCAAACUGAUGCUGCAGGCGCUCUGCCUCUGUCAGUAAGCAUCGCCAUGGAGUGGACAGUCUUCCAUCAAGAUGGGCAUUGAAUAAUCAGGGACAGGGAAAUUAAAGGUACAGUGUGUGACAUCGAGUGUUGAAAUUGCAUGUUGCAGCUGAACACCCCUCACCUCACCCUCUCCUUCCAAACAUGAAAAAGAACCUGUGGUAACUUCAGUUGUCAUAAAAACUCAAAGGUGUUUAGUUUGUCCAGUCUGGACUGAUGUAAAA
Molecule: messenger RNA, 1337 nt
Organism: Paralichthys olivaceus (Japanese flounder)
Lineage: Eukaryota; Metazoa; Chordata; Actinopteri; Pleuronectiformes; Paralichthyidae
Gene: atg10
Product: ATG10 autophagy related 10 homolog (S. cerevisiae)
Biological process (GO): protein modification by small protein conjugation; protein lipidation; macroautophagy
Cellular component (GO): intracellular anatomical structure
Molecular function (GO): Atg12 transferase activity
Source: RefSeq, a predicted model, not a curated record